Messenger RNA from Drosophila takahashii, 2469 nucleotides. The record is from RefSeq and is a predicted model, not a curated record. Lineage: Eukaryota; Metazoa; Arthropoda; Insecta; Diptera; Drosophilidae.
UGCUGGUGAAACAGCAGCGGACUGAAUCUUCGAUCUUCUUCUUGUGUACCUGACGCACCAAGCACCACCGCCACCAACCACCGAAGAUGAGGCUCCGGCUCAGCGUUCUGCUCCUGCUCCUUCAGCUUGGCUGUCUGACCUUGGCUUUGGCCAGCGAGAGGCUCUCCUGCGGCGACACCGCUGGCAGCUCCAUCUGCAAGGAUAUCCAUCGCCGCCUGGAUAGCUACGAUGAGCACAUGGUCUACAGACAGGCCAGCAGAGUUCCCGUCGAGUCGGUGGCCCGCGAUGAUCGCGGGAACGAGAGGCGCGAGGAAACGAGGGUCAGGUUGGACUCGUCCGAGCGAAUGAAACCCCGCGAGGCUCGUGAGCAACGAGUAGAGCGACGUGAAAUUCGUGAGGAGCGUACAGAGCCACGUGAAGCGCGUGAGGAACGAGUAGAGCAACGUGAAACGCGUGAAGAACGAGUAGAGCGACGUGAUGCUCGUGAGAAUCGAGAAGAUCGACGUGACGACCGUGCGGAACGAGUGGAGCGUCGUGAUGCCCGAGAGGAACGAGUCGAUCGUGAAGCUCGACAGGAUCAAGUAGAGCGCCGUAAUACACGUGAGGAACGAGAAAUGCGACGCGAUGCCCGUGAGGAUCGAGUAGAGCGUCGUGAUGCUCGUGAGAAUCGAGAAGAUCGCCGUGUAGAACGAGAAGAGCGACUUGAUACUCAUGUGGAGCGAGUAGAGCGACGAGAUGCCCGUGAGGAACGAUUAGAGCAACGAGAUGCUCGUGAGAAUCGGGAAGAACGAGUGGAACGACUUGAUACCCGUGAGGAGCGAGAAGAUCGCCGUGACGACCGUGUGGAACGAGUAGAGCGACGUGAUGCCCGUGAGGAACGAGUAGAUCGUGAAGCUCGUCUGGAUCAAGCUGAGCGCCGUGAAGAACGAGAAGAGCGACGAGAUGCUCGUGAGAACCGAGUAGAGCGACGUGAUUCCCGUGAGGGCCAAGAAUUCAGUAGGCGACAGGCGGAAUCUCGACGGGAAUCAUCCAACGAAAGACGAGGGGAAGAACGCGAAUUUUCCAGACGCGAGGAACGCGAAGAUCGACGCGACGACAGAGUUACCUUAGAAAGGGAACUCUCAAGACGAGUGGAAAGGGAAUCUGGACAGCGCAACGAGCGUGAGAAUCUUCGACGAGAGGAACAAUCAGAGGAACGACGAGUCCAGCCAGACGUCUCGAGACGCGAAGAGCGAGAGAAACGCGUGCGAUUCGAAGUUCGUCGAGUGGAUGAAGUCAGGGAUCAGCGAGUCAAUUCUCGGCGAAGCGAGGAUCGCCAAGAAGAACGUAAUAAUCUCCGUCGGGAGGAACGAGACUCUACUAGGCGCGAGGAGCGAGAGGAAAACCGCAGGGAGCAAGGUCUCGACAGGCACAACCAGCGACGAGAGGAACAAGAAUUCCUUCGUCGAGAAGAUCGUGAAUCCUCCAGUCGAAUGGAACGUAAUGAUUUGCGACGAGUGGAGGUUCGUGACGUGGAACGAAGGGUUGAACUUGAAGGAGCUGAAGAAAGGCGUUUGGAAAGGAACAGCGAUGAACGUCGAGAAGAACGUGAAGAAGAGCGAAGGGUAGAGCGUAUCGAAAGGGAAAUGGACCGUGAGAAUUCACGACGAGUGGAACGAAGAGAAGAGCAAGAAGUUCAACGACGAGUGGAACGCGAAGAUCUGCGAAGUAACGAGCAGCGAGAGCAGCGCGAAGAAGAACCCACUCGUCGAGUGGAGCGCGUUAAUCUGCGAAGAGAAGAGCGAGAAGUUGAACGAGAAGAGGAUCGUCGAGUGAAACGUGUUGAUUUCCGGAGACAGGAAGUAGCAUCUCUGCAAAGGGAAAAUCAAACAGAAGAUCUUCGACGAGAAGACCGUGUUAAUCUGCGCAGGGAAGAGCGAGAAGUUCACCGACGUGAGGCAAUUAAUCACGAGCUUCCCAGACGUGAGAUUCGUGGGACCUUGGAGGAGCGCGUACUCCUGGCCACACAGGUGAAGUCCAAGGGCUGGCUGAGCUACGGCAAACGAGAACUACUGAUGACCGGACAGAUCCUUCUGCUGGCCGCUCUCUACAAGAAGUCCACGGCAAGUGGAAAGGGACUUGGCCACGCGUUGAGUGAGCAGAUUCAGGGCUACCUGCAGGCCAUCGGCUGCUAAGGAAAUCGAUCCGCCCUCCCAAAUGGAAAGCCCCCGAAGAGCAAACGGAUAUGGAUCAAGGCAAAACGGCAUUACGACUACCCCCGGAAAAUGCAAAAGGACCCGAUGACGACGAAGAAGGCAGAAGGAUGGGAUGGGAUGCUCCGUUUGGGGCAUUGUACAAUUUAAUCCAACUGUUACUGUAACCAAAACCCCACCCCGAACCCAAACCACCCCCUGUUAUAGCCAACAAGAGCAUAACGAAAAUAUAUGAUGGGAUGCUCGAGUAGCCGAGCAUCUGCAAACUGCAUUGCAA